Messenger RNA from Myzus persicae (green peach aphid), 2396 nucleotides. It is a transcript of the gene CaMKI, whose product is annotated as calcium/calmodulin-dependent protein kinase type 1. The record is from RefSeq and is a predicted model, not a curated record. NCBI's taxonomy places the organism in Eukaryota, Metazoa, Arthropoda, Insecta, Hemiptera, Aphididae. Gene Ontology annotation, molecular function: calmodulin binding; ATP binding; calcium/calmodulin-dependent protein kinase activity. The transcript is spliced from 10 exons. Gene Ontology annotation, biological process: protein phosphorylation. Bases 427 to 1560 code for a protein of 377 amino acids.
GACGGUUGUUCGCCCGACAGUGGUAUCGCGUCAGCCGUACCGCACUGACGUGACGACGGUCAUCUCUCGGCGUUAGCCUGUGCACAGUUCGCGCGUUCGCGUAUCUAUAAAAACAACGACAACGAAAUAAUUUUCUUAUUAUUUUAUACUGUUAUCAUUGUUGACUGAAACGGGUCGUGAACAACAAUUGACCGUUCGCGCACGUUGCCGGGAAAAUUAUACCUAGCCUAUCUGUAGGUAUAUACCACACUCCGUGUGUGAACCCGUUCGCUUACGUUCGCUGCGACGAAUUUUCCUUAUAACUCCUCGGCCGUUGGUCAUGCGGUCCUAGACCGAGAAGAAUUAUAUUCGUUUCCCUCGCACCGUUUCCCCAUUUCGCCAGCCAAAGUGUAAUCGGAGUACCACCUGUACACACUCUCGCCCGCCAUGCCGCUGUUCGGCAAAAAAGACGUGUCGAAGAAGACGAAGAAGGACGCGGAAAAGUCGCAGUCCAUCGAAGACAAGUACGACGUCAAAGACCUGCUCGGCACGGGAGCUUUUUCCGAAGUCCGAUUGGCCGUGAGCAAGGAACGUCCCAGCGAAAUGUACGCCGUGAAGAUUAUCGACAAAAAAGCGUUGAAGGGCAAAGAGGACUCGCUGGACAACGAAAUCAAAGUAUUGCGAAGGUUCAGUAAGUCGGUGAAAAGGAGUGAUCAUUCGGGAACCGACGAUAAGAACGAGGGUCAAUGGCUCACUCAUCCGAACAUCGUGCAAUUGUUGGAAACGUUCGAAGACAAGUCCAAGGUGUAUCUCAUCAUGGAACUGGUGACUGGAGGAGAGUUGUUCGACCGCAUCGUGCAGAAGGGUUCGUACACCGAAAAGGAUGCAGCCCAUUUGAUCCGCCAGGUGCUAGGUGCCGUGGAUUACAUGCACGAACAAGGUGUCGUGCACAGAGAUCUUAAGCCCGAAAACUUAUUGUACUACAGCACAGACGAUGACAGCAAAAUCAUGAUAAGUGAUUUCGGAUUGUCCAAGAUAGAAGAUUCUGGCGUGAUGGCGACUGCUUGCGGAACUCCCGGAUAUGUCGCUCCGGAAGUGUUGGCUCAGAAGCCCUACGGGAAAGCAGUGGACGUCUGGAGCAUCGGUGUGAUUUCGUACAUAUUGCUGUGCGGAUAUCCGCCGUUUUACGACGAGAACGACGCGAAUCUCUUCGCUCAAAUCUUAAAAGGUGAAUUUGAAUUCGAUUCUCCGUACUGGGACGACAUUAGCGAUUCCGCGAAAAACUUUAUACGGCAACUGAUGUGUGUUGAUGCAGACAAGCGUUACACGUGCCGCGAAGCACUGGCUCAUCCAUGGAUAUCUGGCAACGCGGCCAGCAGCAAGAACAUUCACGGAACCGUUUCGGCACAGCUCAAAAAGAACUUCGCCAAAUCCAGAUGGAAGCAAGCAUACCACGCGACAACGGUGGUGCGGCAGAUGAAAAAAAUGGCCUUGAACAGCGGAGCAGGAAUUAGCCAGGAUGCGAGAAUGGACAACCAGGACUAUCUGGUCAACGGGAUGACCGAAUCCAACAGACUCUAAGAAUUUCUCGUUUUACUUUCAUAUUAUAUAAUUAAUAUUAUCAUAAUUAUAAUUAUUACUACUCUUCUAAUUUUUAAAUAUCAUUAUUUUAUCUUUUAUUUUAUAUUAUUUCAUUAUUCUUAUACUUUUUUUUUUUUUUUGUUAACGAGAAUAAUUCUACACAUAUCUCUUAUAUAUCGAUAAAACAUAAACUCUUUACCCAGUAACCCGUCACCUAAUCGAAUAUUCGUUGAUACGAAUGUAUUAAAUCACAAGAGCGACGAUAAUAUACAACUGCAGAUAUAUUAUAUAAUAUUACAUAAGUGUACUUAUAAAUUGUAUAAUUUGAAGUCGUAUGUGUAUGUCCAUAAUACCACAUGGGUAUCGAUGAUAUUAUAUAGUAUAUACCUACAUGUAUAUAUAUAAUAUAAUAUAUUAUAAUUUCUAACAUAAUAUACGAAACACACACGCGCCAGUAUAUACGCGAACCUAAUUUACACACUUUGCCGUGAAUCAAAUGAAUCGAAUAUUUUUGCUCAUCACGACUUUGACGACGUUGUUCGAUAAAGUUUUUAAAAUAAAAAUUAUAAUAACAAUAAAAACGUGUAGAAUUAUACUAAUAUUAACAAUAUUAUUAUUAUUAAAAUUAAAAAAAGAAAAAAGAAAAAAAAAAAGACAUUAGAAUUUACGCAUUUAUUUUAGUAAGUGUAAUGAUUAUAAAAUAUCGAAACGUAAGUACCUACGUACACGUCUUGUUGUUCGCAACGCGCCAUGUCCCUUCUGUAGAAUUUUCGCUCCAAAACCGAAACCAAAACUACCUACCUACCUACCAAGACACUGUCGGUUCUUUUUUUCUC